Molecule: messenger RNA, 2997 nt
Organism: Branchiostoma floridae (Florida lancelet)
Lineage: Eukaryota; Metazoa; Chordata; Leptocardii; Amphioxiformes; Branchiostomatidae
Product: 4-galactosyl-N-acetylglucosaminide 3-alpha-L-fucosyltransferase FUT5-like
Exons: 2
Coding region: 862-2187 (441 amino acids)
Cellular component (GO): membrane
Molecular function (GO): alpha-(1->3)-fucosyltransferase activity
Source: RefSeq, a predicted model, not a curated record
AGUUGAUCUAGGUGCAGGUGCUAACUAUUGCGUCAUGUCUUGACACCUGUCUCCGUUUGGCAUUCUGUUCUAUCUCUUUGUUUAUUUGACAAGACCGGUUCUUUCACUGAUAAUUACUAAGAAAAUUAACGAACAAUCUGUCGCCUGUACGUUAAAACAAUCUGUUCAUUUACGUUAAGCCAUGUUGAUUUGAUAAUAUCAAGGACGUUAUAUAUAACAAUUUGUGUAAACGUGGAUGCAAAUGAUGACGAUAUUUUUCUCGGAGUUACUGAUAAAACGUUGUCUGCAAUGUUCUGAAUAGAUUGCAUCAAUUUUGACAGCGCUAUAACAGGAAAAGCACACACGUAGUCUCUCACUUUUAUAUUUUGCCAUAUUCUAAAGGUUGCAGCGAUUGCGGCUUUAUCAUGGUAUUCCUUGACAGAAAGUUCCCGACUUUGAAACGUCUUUCAAAGCAAAAUAAAACCGACUUAUUAGACGCUAGAAAAACAAAAGAAACCUACGUAGGUUACCCGUGGUUAAUGAUAUGCAAAUGUAAGCCGUACAGACAACAAAAGGUAUUAAAUGACAAUGAAGUUUAUUGCAUAUAUUAAAAUUGGGAGGUAGAACCGGUUUCAGACUUUGCGAUAUAUUUGGGUCGUGCGAUCUGUCGACGUAUUUUCGAGAAUUGAAAACAUACAUUCACUGUGCCAUUCCAAGGAGGUAACAUGGACUUCUUCUGACAUUCUCAACUGACCAGGAUUCUGGGAUGACUUGGCGGUAUGCUUAAAACGAUCUUUCGUCUAAACAUUGCAACCGCACAAUAUUCAAUUUACGUGUUGAGAAGAAAUUGACGGAUACAUCCCAGUGGAAAGACUCACGAAUAUGGAGCCUAGAGACGUGUACAACAAACCCAGCCUCUUCAAAACUGUCGGAGUUUUUCUAUCACUACUUGUUUACAUGUAUCUACUGUGCACUGUGUAUGAAUACACAUUGGCGAAUCAAGCUACACGGAAUCCUUCUGUUGGAACCAACUUCGGAAGAAGCAAGAAUCAUCACAAUGGAGGUGAAAACACAACUCUUAUUCAACGUUCAUCACUUCCACGGUACUAUAUUUCCUUUUCAUCGGAUAAUAACCCAUCGUCAAAGUUCUAUUCAGUCUGGAACGAAGAAACCGUACAAAGAAAUUCACCCGACAAAAGGAAAAUUGUUGUUUGGAACUCGACUCCAAAAUGGCCGCCGAAAAAUCCUUGUCCCGGCAUGCCUCAGUGUGUGUUCACCAAGGAUAGGGAACAAGUCAAAGAAGCAGAUGCAGUUCUCUUUCGAGGAAUCCAUGGUUUCCCUCUAGUCUACAAUAAAACGAAUUUCCCCAAAGUACGACCCAGACACCAAUACUGGAUAUACAUGCCGUAUGAAUGCCCACAUCUUACAAGAGACAUUGACUUGGCGUCUUACGGUGGCGUCUUUAAUUGGACUUUCACUUACAGAAACGAUUCUGAUAUCCUUGCCACGUGGGGCCAUAUAACCCAAACUUAUCAGGAACUAUCUGAAACCCCUCCUGAUCCAAACAAAGAUUACGCCAAACAGAAGACCGAACUUGUUCUUUGGUAUGUGAGCAACUGUUACAAACAUUUGUCAAGGUUUUCUUACGUAACUGAGUUGAAAAAACAUAUCAAAGUAGACAUUUUGGGGGCUUGUGGCAAUGAAAGCCAUUGUCCGAAAAAGGAUAGGCAGUGUUUCAUAGAGCACCUACACCAGUAUAAGUUCUAUCUAGCGUUUGAAAACUUCAUAUGCGUUGAAUACAUAACGGAAAAGUUCUGGGACAACUCUCUUAGAAAUGAAAUCGUUCCAAUCGUACUAGGUGCACCUAGAGAUGACUACGAAAGAUUUGCUCCACCGAAAUCUUUUAUCCAUGUUGACGACUUCAACUCACCCAAAGAGCUAGCAAACUACUUAAAAUAUCUCGAUCAAAACGACGACGAAUACAACCAGUAUUUUGCAUGGAAGACUCAACCUCCUAACAAUCUACCCGAGACUUUGGACGGGAGGUAUUGCGAAGUUUGUAAGAAACUUUUCAAGACGUCUCCUACGGAGAGAAAGGUGUAUAAUGACUUGGACAAAUGGUGGAGAGGCGAGAACUAUGAGUUUUGUGAGCCACUGAUAUACGACGGGAGUUACAAGCAUCCACGGAACGCAAUACAUUUCAACUAGUGGUACGGUGUACUGGUACAAAACUGGGUUUCUUUGUUGUACCGGUCCGGAAAAACCGGACGUAAAAAAUAAGAUGGACCGGAUGCAUAUGCUGGACUUAUUGGAAAAUAAUCAGAUUAUAUGAUUAUACAUCUCACACGUUUUGAGGCUUACCGGUCAAAGAAAAUAAUAAGAUUAAGAGCGAAAUAGAGACAAUAGUCAUUUCUACCAAGGUUUACAGUCAAUUGUACAGAGGUAGUUAGCCUUGAAGGAUUUUAAGAUACCACAAAAGAGUUUUUGUAGCGAAAUUGACCGCUGUUUUGAGCACCGUCCAUUCACAUACUGAAUCCGAUCCAGGAUGAGGUCCGGACCUGGACCUCAUCCCCUGGACCUGAACCAGACCUGGACCUUAAUUUUCUGUAGCGGUACCCACCUACCUCUGAUUUCAACUGAUGCAGUUGGGCCUUUGAUCGCAAGGAGUGUCAUGUAGGGCUGGGUACCGGUACAGAAAAUUCAGAUCCAGGUCCGGUUCAGGUCCAGAGGAUCAGGUCCAGGUCCGGACCUGAACCUGGACCUGAUUCAGUAUGACUCAUACCAAUGAUCCAUUUCACUACAAAGAAAUCUGUUUGGGGAGUAUUAGACUUACACUGGCGUUUUAAGAUAAUACAACGAUAACUGCACUGAUUGACUGUAAACUUUGGUAGAAAUUACUAUAAACUCUACUCUACUUCACUCUUGUCAUUUUCUUCCAACUGCAAGCGACAAAACGUGUGAAUGCCUGAUAAAAUGAUAUGUUAAUUUUCUAAUCGGUCCAACAUCCGGUCCACCUAA